GGGAGCCGGGCUUUUACAGCCAGCGCCUCCGGGCCGGGGGCGAGGCCGCCGCCUGGCCCGGGGGAGCGCCGGGGGCUGCGGUUGUUGGCCUUUUGUGUGGAUGGCUUCAGAGAACAUUUCAGGAGUAGGGAAUGAAGUGGAAGCCAGCUGAAUUCUCUCGUGCCCUGCUGAGACGAAAUGACAUUCACGUUUGGGGCGAAUGGAAGCCACGGCAAUGUGUAACAUGGGAGGGAAAGGCACGGAUGGACCAUGUGGCGUGACUCGUUCAGGCUGCAGCUCUUCUGCCUGCUCAUGGCAGUGCUGGCUGUCGUGGUGCUGGUCCAUAACUUUUUUCAGUUAGAGCACCUGGAUGAUGACACAGUUUCAGGAUCGAAUUGGAUAACAGAAAACAAUGUCCAGCAUUCUCUGUCCCAGACAGCCAAAACCACCAGGAAGCCUUACUGUGGGUACACGGAGCAGACCUUGUCCAAACGGGAACAAGCAGAGCAGGAAUCCUUGCUUGCUGCAAUACAGUGGCCAAAGCCCCCUGAUGGCAAAAUCCCCUUUGCACAGAGCACUGAUCCCACACAGAGUGACUUUGUGAUUGUGAAACCCAGCAAGUUCUUCAAGGUGGGUGAUCAGUUGGAGGUACUCGUUCGUAUGAAGGACUUCCAAGGAAAACCCAAGCAGUAUGGUGGAGACUAUUUACAAGCACGAAUUCACUCUCCUGGCCUGAAAGCUGGAGCAGCAGGAAGGAUUGUAGAUUGCCACAAUGGCCUUUACAAAGUCUUCUUUACCUUGCUUUGGCCAGGAGAGGUCAAAGUUUCUGUGUCACUUGUCCAUCCGAGUGAAGCCAUCCAAGUCCUCCUGCGUUUGCGAGAGGAAAGGCCGGACAGAGUCUAUUUCAAAAGCUCCUUCAAGUCUGGGAGGUAUUCAGAGACUACAGAGUGCAACGUUUGCUUGCCUGCAGGUCUCCCAGUCUGUAACUUCACAGAUCUCUACACGGGUGAGCCAUGGUUCUGUUACAAGCCUCGGAAACUGUCCUGUGCCAGCCGAAUCAACCAUGCCAAAGGUGGAUAUCUGAAAGGUCUUCUGACACAAGAGGAAAGUCUCUUUUUCCAAAGUGACGUGAAUAUCAAAAGGCCAAUACUCUCCAGUGGACCUGAUUCAGUCAUUGUAAAGCCCAAGGCAUUUACAGAUUCAAGCAGUAUGGGGAGAGCUGAAGAUCCCACAGCUUCCCCUUCUGGUUAUUAUUAUGAAGACCAGUGGAGGUCCAGAACACAUUGGAUCCAUAAUUUUAACAAAUCAGAGGAUAUAACUGAGUGCUUACAAGGAAAAGUAAUCCACUUGUUUGGAGACUCUACAAUAAGGCAGUGGUUUGAAUAUUUGACAGCAUUUGUUCCAGAUCUGGUGGAAUUUAACCUGGGCAGCCCGAAGAACGUGGGCCCUUUCAUGUCGGUGGACCUGAAGCACAACAUCCUGCUGAAGUUCCGCUGCCACGGGCCGCCCAUCCGCUUCUCCACCGUGUUCAGCAGCGAGCUGCGCUACAUCGCCAACGAGCUCAACAGCAUCGUGGGUGGCAGGAACACCGUCAUCGCCAUCACCAUCUGGUCCCACUUCAGCACCUUCCCCGUGGAGGUGUACAUCCGCCGCCUCAGGAACAUCCGCAGGGCCGUGCUGCAGCUGCUGGACCGCAGCCCCAAGACCGCGAUCGUCAUCAGAACGGCCAACGUUCAGGAGCUUGGGCCGGAAGUGAGCCUCUUCAACAGUGACUGGUAUUCCUUUCAGCUUGAUUCUGUCAUGAGGAAAAUGUUCUCAGGAAUUGCUGUGCACUUUGUGGAUGCUUGGGAGAUGUCUGUGGCUCAUUACUUGCCUCAUAACCUGCACCCUAAUGAAAUAAUUGUUAAGAAUCAAAUAGAUGCGUUUUUAUCUUAUGUGUGCCCUCUGCAAACUUAGCACAAAUGGGUAUCCCUAUGUCGCCUUUUGCUAUAGCCCAAGUACAGCUGCUCUUUUGAGCUGUGGAAUGAGGCUGGAUGAUAUGGAGGAACUCUGGGUACUGUACUUGCAUGCAGGAUAAGUAGAGUGGCCUUAAAGUCUGGGUAGCUGUGAAAGGGUGGUAAAGAGGAGUUGACUCUUCAGGCCAUAUCUUCCUGCAGGGUUGAUUCCUUCAAGCUUAUCAUUCAUACCUGAGAUUAUUAGAGAGCACCUUAAAAUUAAAUUGGCAGGAUUCAAUAAGAGAUAUUUGGGUUAUUAGCUUUACUAGUUAUCUGCACUGUAUGCCUAAUUUAAUCUGUGUGACACUGAUUCUGUUGCCAGGGUCUUGUUGCUCAGAAUAGUGUGUGAAACGUGGGAAGGAUUUUGGGAAUGAUCUUUCUCUCAGCAUUCCAGAGCUUAAGGGAUGUCUCCUCCAGCUGUGUGUCAGAGAAACACAGUGUCUUGUUUCAAAGUCCUAAUUAGAAAUGUAAAGGGUGUGUACCAAAGUCACCAAUAAAGAAGCACAAUCACAAUAUCUGUAGAAUUAAGUCAUGAAGAAUUUGCUGAAAUCUAAUUGAGCACCCUAGUUAGGUACCUUUGUUGUUUACAGAUGGCUGCUAAAUAGUGCAAAUAGCCAGUAUUUUAGUUUGGUUUCUUGUACUACUGAAUUUCUUUUGAGCUUGGAUAAACUGUCUACUCCUUGAUUUAUCAUUAGUGAGGAUAUGUGUGUUUUAUGACCUCAGCGAAAACACUGUUUCAGGCAGUUUCUGCAAGUUCAAGUUGCAGGCUUGCCUACUUGAAGCUUAAAGCAUUUGGCAGUGAAAGUGUUUCAUUUACCAGUGAAAGUGUUUCAUUUACCAGUGAAAGUGUUUCAUUUGCCAAUGAAAGUGUUUCCAUUGCCUGCCAGCUGCAGCCGUUCCUUAUGGUCCUGCAAGGGUGGGCUGCCCUCUGCUGUGUCCUUCAUACCCCGAAUCUGGACAGGGAGCCAAGUGACCCGAGGGCCCCUGGUGUGCUUUGGCAGUGGCUACACAAUGACUCCUCUUCAGGGUCUGGCAGUUCUGUCAUUUCUUCAUGAACUUCACUGCUGCCAGUAUAAAAGUAUAAAAGGUGGCACACCCUGCACCCAAAAGCUGAGCGUGCCCAGGGUUGCCUUCAUGUAUCUGCUUGGCACAGACCCAGGUUUGCUGGGCCGACAGCUGGUGGCUCUCUGCCUCCUGGCCUGGCAUUUGCUGCUGCUUACUUGAUUGAGCCUGUCUACAGUUUUAACUAGAAGCACUUUGAAAACAGUUUGUGAUAAAGUCGACUCCCAAAUUAAACAGCAGAGAAGUGUUCCAUGCUGUCUUAUCUUUGGUCCCACUCAGGCCAAAGCCAGUUUUGACACUGGCUUGUGUCAAAACCAAGUUGAGUCUUUGUGAGCAAGCUGAGAUGGUUAAUAAGGCAAAUUGGCAGGUUGCACAGAGUGAAAUUAUCAAAAUAUCUUUUAUGUUAGAAAAGUUUCACUCCUUGUUAGGUUUGCUGCUCUCCUAUUGCCAGAGCCCUGUGAACCAAUGCUGCCAGCUACAGCAACAGUGUUUCUUAUUGUGUUCAUUUUAAACAGCAUCUGAGAAGUGGUUUAAAAACAAGUAUAAAUGAUUUUAGCAUGUAAAAGGCAUCAGUACUAUCCAUCUAUAAACUUUACAAUUUAAAAAUGUUUAAACAUGUCUGGAGGAAUUGUGUACACUGAAAUGGCACCCAUUCUUAGCUUUUCAAAUCAGCAGUUAAGAGGUCCAAUUUGCUGGUUCCUACUGACAACUGCCUCACACAGCAUCUGCCCAUACAUUAGUGUUAGGUGACUGUUGCUUACUUUAAUAUGGUAAUGGCAAUUUAUCAUCUGCUAAAAAGAGGCCACACCAAUUCAGGUCUGGGAAAGUAAACUACCACAAUGAAAAAUGAACUUUCAUCUUUUCCAGUUGUGAUUUUUAUAACAGGUAAAGGCUUUCAUCCUGAAUAACAACUCUAUCCUAAUAAUAUUCAUGGAAAUAGGACUUCAGACUUCUUUGAAGGAAACUACUGAAUUUGUGGACUGACCAUUAGGUUUAACUCAUAAAGCCAUAUUGUGUGUGAAAAUGUUGUGGCUGCAUGUGUCUUCUCUGGGUGUUGUAGUGCUUGCUACUGCUCCUCAACAGCAGCUUUAUAUCACUGUUAGCUACCAAGCACAGAGAGAGAAGAAAAUAUUAUUUUGAGUGCUUUGACAGUUGAGCAAAAUAGAACAGAACUGCUAUUAGAAAAGGUGUCGAAUUGCCUUCUGGUAGAACCUCAUCCUUUAGAUUAAUUAGAUUAAUUUUUUAACAACAGAUGAAUUAACUUAUUGGUAAUGAACUUCAGGGAAAUUGCCAGUUGGUUUAGAAUGAGGCUCAAGAUUUUAUUUUUUGGGCUCUGAAAUAGACAGGGAAGAGAAAUGAAGAAUAUGAGGAUUUACCUGUGUUUGGGGACACUGUGUUUUUAGAUGUCAUUCAGGUGAUCUAUUAACGGUUUUUCAUUUCUCUUCUCAUCUUGUUACCAUCUAUCUCCUCAUGUUACCAGUUGUGUAUGUAUGGGAUAUGCAAACACAGAAGCAAUAAAAUAUUUUUAAAUCA
Messenger RNA from Agelaius phoeniceus (red-winged blackbird), 4568 nucleotides. It is a transcript of the gene NXPE3, whose product is annotated as neurexophilin and PC-esterase domain family member 3. The record is from RefSeq and is a predicted model, not a curated record. Lineage: Eukaryota; Metazoa; Chordata; Aves; Passeriformes; Icteridae.